UAAACAAAACAAACCACACGAAAAUGGCGCAUGUGAGCAGGAUUUAGGAAAGGAGCCUUCAUCGUUAUGAAUAGUUCUUCCCAAGAUAAAGGACAACGCAGUCCUGAAGUUUCUUUACACGUUAUCCACCGUGUCUUGGGGUUUUCGCGCUCUACCUGGGAAAAUCUCUCUUGUUAUAGCAGGGAAAAUUUUCUUUCUUUACAUCGAUCAUUAUGACAGAAACUGUAGGAGAGUUUUUCUACAACAAGAAGGACCUGAUAGGCCAUGGAGCUUUCGCUGUGGUCUUCAAAGGGCAACAUAAGAAGAAAUCGGAUUUCGUGGUAGCAGUCAAGGUCAUUUCAAAGAAGAAUCUUUCCAAAACACAAAGUCUCCUGGCAAAAGAGAUCAAAAUAUUGAAGGAACUCCAACAUGAGAAUGUGGUGUCGCUUUUCGACUGCCAGGAGCUCCCCAGCAGUGUUUAUCUAGUGAUGGAGUAUUGCAAUGGAGGUGAUCUUGCUGACUACUUGCAAGAAAAAGGCACACUUAGUGAAGACACCAUCAGAAUGUUUCUCCAGCAGAUAGCAUCAGCAAUGAAUGCUCUUCAAUCAAAAGGGAUUGUGCACAGAGAUCUUAAGCCACAGAACCUUUUGCUAAGCCAUUCAGCAGCAUCUCACCCUUCACCAGCUGACAUCAGGAUCAAGAUAGCUGAUUUUGGGUUUGCAAGGUUUCUUCCUGGAGAGAUGAUGGCUGCUACAUUAUGUGGAUCUCCAAUGUACAUGGCCCCUGAGGUUAUCAUGUCUAAGGCCUAUGAUGCCCGUGCAGACCUGUGGAGCCUGGGAACCAUUGUGUAUCAGUGUUUAACUGGAAAAGCACCAUUCCAGGCCAACAGCCCUCAAGCGCUGAAAAAAUUCUAUGAGAAAAACAAGAAUGUUUGUCCAAACAUUCCUGCUGGGACCUCAAGUCAGCUAAAACACCUUCUAAUGGGCCUUUUGAAAAGAAAUCCCAAGGACCGUAUGGAUUUCGGUGAUUUCUUUACUCACCCAUUUCUGACAGGAGGAGUUCCCUACAGAACUUCCACUCCUGUUGCAGUCCCAAAUCGUCAACGGAAUCAUAGCGGCAGCUCUCAGGGCACCAGGUCUUCAGGGUCUAGCUCACCAAGCUACAGUGCAGAAGCCCUGGGUGAUAUCCGCGUAGACCUGCUGCGUCGCAUGACCCCGCCCUAUGAUAUGCCAGGGACUUCACCACAAGAUCCCCCUGCCCUGAUACAAGUCAGUGGCGAGCGCAGUCCCAAUGUUAUUGGGCGAGUGCAGAGAACAUCCGGGAACUACAUGUACAGUCCUCCACGCACUAUUCUGGAUGAGGAACCAGAGCCUGAGGAUUUUGUGAUGGUGCCAAAGAACAUUGACAUUCCUGAUGGUAAAGUGCGCUGCUCCUGGGAUCCAUCUCAUCCAUUCAGCCAAUCUCCACCACCCAGCAGCCCAUUUCUGCAGUCGCCUAUGACAUCCCCUCGCAGGGCAACAUUUACUGUUGGCUCUCCAUCCUCUCCCCCUACCCCUCGAACUCGCAGAUACUCUAGUGGUUCCCGCUGCUCCCCUUCAUCACAGUCACCUCAGGACUUUCAUCAACCAGCUGGCCAUUCCCCACAUAGCAGACCGAUUCGCCGUACACAUUCAUCAUCAUCCCCGGGAGUUCCACUAUCUCCGCCACCCACUAUGACUAUUGUAUCUAAACCUACUAGCACACCUGUCCCAGUCCCACGCAGAGCUACAUUCUCAGGGUUACCACAAGCUGCUUUUAGUCAACCUACCAGGAAAAUCACACCGACUUCACCGCAAUCUAUGGGGAAAGAACUCACUUCAAGGAAAUCGCCCUUUUCAGACGGUGCUAUCCCUGUACCCUCUCAGUCUAUUCCACGCAGUACACAUGGAAAGGAAGGGCCAAAGGCUGCUACCCCAGGACCUGUCACUGCUGCUGCGAAGGCUAUGACACAGCAGGCAGCGGCCUACAACGUGGGGGCACUGGGGAGGCAAGAGGGUACAACCAUACAGCGAGCUCUGACCAACAUAGACUCAAGCAACGGCCAAGCCACAGAACAAUCUUCACCAAUCCUCUCUGCCCUUGCACGACAAUCAAACACAGGAACCUUACUAGGAGAAAUGAACAGAGUCGAGGAGAAACACAUGAUAAGAGUCCAUAGUUCCCCUGCGAUUUUAGCAACGGCUGCCAUGGGUCUCCCACGCAAUAGAUCCCUUCUAAAUAACAUGGCUCUCCAGCUGGUUCCGCCUACUUCUGGCAUGAGAAGGAUCGCCAGUGCUGGGACCUAUGCCCCUUAUCAGCAGCUCACCUCACCUGAUACUGCCGCGCCCAAGACCUCACCGCCCACACUACCGCCCAUCCCUGGCUCGCCCACCAAGUCGAUACAGAGCAGGGAGGGCGGAGACAAGGAGCUGAAGCCGCUGAGGGGACUCUUUACCACAGGUUCCUCCCCACCCCUGUCUAACGCCAUGAUGGGUGAUGGUGAUAUCAUCCCUUUCAAGUCGUUGCCGAAGUGUGGACUGUCGUUCACUGGCAAGGUCGGAUCUCCAACCAAUGAGCAGCCGGUACUCGUCAGCCCGGGUACAAAGAUCACAGUAGGGUUCAGUGAGGCGUCGCCCUCGUCACCUCGCCGCACGAGUAUAAGUCACGAGGUGGAACCAUGCUCCCCCGAGAUGGAGGGAACUAUUGCACUCAUUGCACCGGAGCUGCCAGAGGACACACUCAUGGAGACGGAGCACACAGAUGGCGUGCGCAAGCUGAAUUUUGCGCUGUCUCUGGUGGAUGCCAUUCAGGAGGUGAUCGGCGCGAGGAGUACUCCUCUCACCACGCUAGCGGACUCCAUGGCCCUUAGGAUGAAUGAGAGCCUCGUAAGCGACCAGAUCGGGUUUAUAAGCGAGGAGUGUCGUACCGCUGAGCAGCUCGUGCUGUACCUCAAGGCUCUACGAGUGCUGAGUCUAGCUCUGGAAUUCGCUCAAAAAGAGCUCAGCGAGCACAGGCUUAAGCCUUCAAACGCCGUCAAGAACGUGGUGAACGACCUAACGAACCGGUACCGACACUGCCUCCAGAAGACGUCACAAAUCAAGUUAUCACUCCGCCCAAGACCCCAUGCUAAUGCUAGCGACAAGACGAUAGCGGUAAAUGCAGACAAGCUUAUGUAUACUCACGCUAUGGACCUGUGUCAAAAUGCUGCGCUGGAUGAGCUCUUCGGGAACCCAAAGGAGUGUCGACAGAAGUACGAGACGGCUCAGCUGCUGUUGCGCGGGCUUGAGAGCGACGCCCAGAAGGACACAGAUCUCGCUCUACUGCAAAAGUAUAAGAGAAGUGUCGACGAGAGAUUGACUCAAUUAUCUCGACGUAGGACGAGCUCGAUCAGUACUCGAUGACACUCGUUUGGAGACCAACAGUUAUUAUUUAUAUAAUCAAAAAUGCUCUUCACUCCACUGGAGACGAUAUGCUUCAAGUCUGUCACCCACAUGGGUGAAGAGGCAAGCCCAGCCUUCCCAGCAUGCAUCAUUUUAUAGAGUAUUCUACGCUCUUCUUUGUACUAUAAAGCUGUAGAUGUAAACGAACGUCUAAAGCCAGGGUCACGGGGCUUAAGUACCUGACAAAUGUUACGCUCUCACUGGUGUAGGGAAUGGCCGCCAAAGUUUCAAGUGAGUUGGCCGGUUUUAGUGAAAUCGAUUUCCAUUUUGUAGAAAAAUAUGUUUUUUAUGUGUGUUCGACCGAAUAAUUGGGCGAUAGGUGAAGCGUACAUUUGUGUUUGGGUUGGUUAUAUUGUACAGAGGAAUCCUGCUAAAUAAGGGCACCUCGUCAGAUAACCCAUGCACUUUCUGUUAAUUUGAACCCGCCGGAUCAGGAAACCCCAUUGAAAGGGAUCCCAUAAGAGCCGUUGUUAUAAGGCCACACCUUUGUUAUUGUUUUAAUUUAAUAUUGGAAGACAAAUCAAGCAAAUAAUGCGAUAAGAAUAAUCAUCUGAAGUUUCAUAAUUUAUUAACAAGGCUCAAGCGGAAAUUUUGCCAUCAGGCGAUUGAAAUGGUUUCUUUUUCACACUUGGAAUUUACUAGGGUAACAAAAUGGCGGCUAAAAGAGAUUUUUUAACGGCGUUCGACUGUACUACUAAUUUGUUUUGAUUGUUUCAGUCUUCAGUGUUAAAGGGUCGGGUCUAGCUAUCGUAUAAGGGAAGAGUAAGAUAAUAUUUGAAAUUUAUUUAUGGGUUCAUUGAACAAACCAGAUGUCCUACUCUAGGGCGAAAAAAAUACAAAGAAACAGAGAAAAUAAAAGAUAAAAUGUAGUAUAUUGUAUAAGGUUUUGUAUAACUUGUAAAUGGCAUCCACCCAAUCUAUGUAAAUAUUUCGCUACUUUAUUAUCAUGAUUUUAAAGGCUCGUGGUUUACUAUUAGUGACAAUAAACCACAAAUAAAUGCCAA
Molecule: messenger RNA, 4441 nt
Organism: Nematostella vectensis (starlet sea anemone)
Lineage: Eukaryota; Metazoa; Cnidaria; Anthozoa; Actiniaria; Edwardsiidae
Product: serine/threonine-protein kinase ULK1
Exons: 25
Coding region: 213-3398 (1061 amino acids)
Biological process (GO): protein autophosphorylation; autophagosome organization; peptidyl-serine phosphorylation
Cellular component (GO): autophagosome; cytoplasm
Molecular function (GO): ATP binding; protein serine/threonine kinase activity
Source: RefSeq, a predicted model, not a curated record